Molecule: messenger RNA, 529 nt
Organism: Nicrophorus vespilloides
Lineage: Eukaryota; Metazoa; Arthropoda; Insecta; Coleoptera; Silphidae
Exons: 3
Coding region: 127-453 (108 amino acids)
Source: RefSeq, a predicted model, not a curated record
CACUUAUUACAGUACAAUUUUUUUUUUAUUAUUAUAUUCACUCCAUUUAUUUGUGCUUCGCAUCGGGUAUAUAUAUAAAGUGGACGAUUGGAUCGUUCCAAUUUCAGACGGUGGAAAAACUUCGAUAUGAAACUUGCAUUAAUCGCGUUCGCUUUACUCGUUGCCGUUUCGGCUGCACCCACAUAUGAUUUCGAUGGUAUCGUCGAAAACAUCCCAGAAGAAGAUCGUUUGCACUUCUUGAGGUUCCACAUCAAACGUGGCUAUGAACUGAGUCAACAGAAACAGGCCAGAUUCACGGACGAACUGGGAGAUGAUUUCUCUGUGGCCCUAUACAACUUCGCCAAGUCCAAUCAUGCGAUCACCGAUCAGGCGACCCUGACCAGACUGUACGAGGUUAUUUGCUUCGACGACGGAGAUUGCAUCGAUAUCGGCGACCCAGGAAUUCACCCUUAAUUUUCAACUACGUUACAAAUUUCACAACGAUUCUAAAUGUUAAUUAUCAAAAGAAAAUAAAUGAAUAAUCACUUGU